GAGGAGAGCUCGGGCGGUGGUCUGGUCACCCCCGCCCCGCAGGGAGCGGACGCAGCGCCUGCGGCCCCAGGCUGCUGCGAGGGCGCGCAUCCAGUAGUGCGGCGCAGCCAUGUCGGGCCCGGCGCGUGCGCGCCUCCACGCGCUUUAUCUUGUGCCCGUCGCGCUUCUUCUACUCUUAUGGAAUCCUAUUCCAGUUACAGCAGUUAUAUGCAAUCAGACAAUAUGCGACUGUACCGGACUGAAAGGUGACCGGGGAGAUUAUGGACCGCCCGGUAUACCUGGUCCACAAGGCGACUACGGUGAUGAUGGACCUGAAGGCCGAAUGGGUGUACCCGGAGAAUUUGGAGAUUUCGGUGAUCGCGGAGAUUAUGGUGACAAGGGAGAACGGGGAGUUGAUGGUCCAUACGGAUUAAGAGGUUCCCCAGGACCGCAGGGACCAGUAGGAUUAGGAGGAAUUAUAGGUUUACCAGGUCUAGACGGCUGCAGUGGUAUUGAUGGAAAUCCAGGACCUCCAGGAAUGCUUGGUCCACCUGGUGACCGAGGUUUACCCGGACCACAGGGCGACAAGGGUUUCCAAGGUUUAGCAGGUGAAGGUGGUGUUAACUCAAGAGGUGCCAAAGGCAUGCAAGGAGAACCAGGCAGGCCGGGAAUGAUAGGAGAGCGGGGGCCUCCAGGCUGGAGGGGAGAUAGUGGUUUACCUGGUGAAGAUGGUGAUCAGGGACCUUCAGGCUUAAAAGGCGAAUUGGGGUACAGAGGUGAACCUGGCGAGGAUGUUAUAGGCCCGCCAGGUGAAAAAGGCGAUCAAGGCGAAGUAGGUGAUCCAGGACGCUCCACUAUAUAUGGAAUUGAUCGAGUAUCACAAAAUAUAACUAUAAUUGCCAAAGGAAAUAUGGGAGACAAGGGGUAUAGAGGGCAACAAGGAGUUAAAGGAAUUAAAGGAACAAUCGGCUCACAGGGUGCUCCGGGAGUAUAUGGUGCAAAUGGGCCUCAAGGUUUUAAAGGAGAUCAAGGCAAUGAAGGUCCGCGUGGAAAACCUGGCCAUAGGGGUAAAGAUGGCCCCCCGGGACCUCGGGGCGAUAAAGGCGCUCCAGGAUACGCAGGAUUAGACGGGGAUAAUGGACUAGUUGGAUUAAGAGGUGAAGAUGGUAGAGAUGGAAAUCCUGGACCUCAAGGACCACCCGGUGAACCAGGACCAUUUGACGAAACUCUUAAUGAGCCUUUACUUCCUGGGCCAGUCGGAGAGCAAGGUCCUGAAGGAUUUCCAGGACCAAUUGGAGAACCUGGUUUGAAUGGCGAACCUGGUAUGCCGGGUAUAAUGGGGAAACAUGGGUUACCAGGUCACAAAGGUUUCCCUGGGAGACAAGGGAACCCUGGUAUUUCCCCAAAAGGGGAACAAGGAAGUGAUGGUUUUAAAGGUUUACCUGGUUUUCGUGGACUCUCGGGCUAUCCGGGUGAAGUAGGACCGAUGGGACCAAAAGGAUUCAAAGGUGCUACUGUGAGAGGGCCACCAGGUGAAGAAGGAUUUUUUGGCAUGGAUGGCAUACCUGGCAUGCGAGGAGAUCGUGGUGAACAAGGUACCACGGGGCCGCCUGGUUUUCCUGGCCGUGGUGUUCAUGGAGUAGGGCCACCUGGUCCUCCUGGUACCCCAGGGCGCCCCGGUAGACCCGGUGAUACGGGCUUUGCAGGAAUGCCAGGUCUUCCAGGUUCAAAAGGAAUUCAAGGAGAUGAUUGUCCGUAUUGCCCAUCAGGAAACCCUGGCCCUAAAGGACAAAGAGGUGAUGAUGGUUUCCCGGGUCAAAAAGGUUACAUAGGUUAUGAAGGCUUGCCAGGUCCACGGGGUUCGAAAGGAAUCUCUGGAUCUCCUGGUAUACCUGGGCCUAAGGGACCGAAGGGUAACAAGGGAAGUCCCGGUAUGGGCGGACCUCAAGGCGCUAAAGGGGCGAAAGGACACCUAAUCGAGCCCCCAAAAUCCCUAACAAUAGCAGAUGUUGGUCCACCAGGAGACUCAGGAUUCAUGGGUGAUAUCGGAUUGCCGGGAGAUCCGGGAUAUCCAGGCAGUGCUGGCAAUUUUGGCCUGAAGGGUAAAGAGGGCAUGCGGGGAGACGACGGUUCCCAAGGAUUUCCUGGUAGAAACGGGACUAGAGGGCGCGACGGGCAGCCUGGUUGGCCAGGAGCUCCAGCUGAUUUCUAUAAUAUGCCUUUUGUACUUCAAGGCCAAAAGGGUGAACCAGGUUUAAAAGGCGAAUUAGGAGAACCUGGUAUAAAUGGUUCUCCAGGAGAAGUUGGCGAGUCUUCUGAAAAUUUAUAUUCAAAAGGUGCAAAAGGAUUUCCUGGAAUCCCAGGAAUCAAAGGUAUACGAGGGAGGAAGGGAGAACGGGGGGAACUCGGAGUAGAUGGUUAUGAGGGUCAACCAGGUGAUCAAGGAUUUAGAGGAAAAUCAGUAGCUGGUCCUAUAGGCUUCAAGGGAUAUCCUGGUCAAAGAGGUGACACGGGUCCUUUCGGUGAACCAGGAGACGACGGACAACAGGGACCCGUAGGAUUUCCAGGGAGAAAAGGAUACAAAGGCUCUCGUGGAGACAUAGCUUCUACCGCUUUACCUGGCGAGAAGGGUGAACCUGGACUAGCCGGGAUGAAAGGAUAUACUGGUGAACCAGGCUACCCUGGCUCUUCUGGACGGCCUGGCGCUUUAGGAAUGAAAGGACUGCCAGGUCCUCCGGGAGAAAUAGGACCUGAUGGACCAAUGGGACCAAGGGGUAGAAAAGGGUUCCCAGGUGUCUUUGUACAAGGCGCACCAGGUCUACCGGGUCGACCGGGACUGCCUGGGUUAAUGGGGCAGAUAGGUGAUCAAGGUUUACAAGGACCUAAUGGCUUACAAGGUGAUACAGGUGUCAAAGGAAUGAAGGGAGAGGCAGGUCGAAUGGGAUAUCGUGGUUUGGAUGGAGAAAAGGGAGCUCCAGGUUUGAAAGGUUUCCCUGGACGUAUGGGUAGGCCUGGACUAAACGGAGUGUCUGGGGAUCGUGGAGAAACUGGUGCUCCUGGAUAUAAUGGAGAACCGGGAAGUAUGGGUCCAAAGGGAUCUGAAGGUAUAAAAGGCCCGAGGGGUGAUAUAGGCCUUCCUGGAACUCCUGGCGAAGAAGGUAAAAUUGGAAGGAAAGGUGACAUGGGUGAUAUCGGAUUCACGGGGCUUAAAGGAAUUAGAGGUGAAAAUGCACUCAAUGGAAUGAAGGGUGAUAAAGGUGAACGUGGAUAUGAGGGCAUAGAAGGAACACCAGGAUUAAACGGCAUAAAAGGUGACAAAGGAGAAGAGGGAGACAUAGGCUUAAGCAUAGAAGGCAAGCCGGGGAGCAAAGGUGAUAAAGGCAAUUCAGGUUUCCCAGGAAGACCGGGCAUGCCUGGACUUCAAGGACAAAUUGGCGAUAUUGGUUACCCUGGAAUUAUCGGUCAAUCCGGUGAUAAAGGAUUCCAAGGGGUACCUGGCUAUCCCGGAAGACGGGGUAAUGAUGGACCCAAGGGACAAAAAGGUAUUCCUGGCAUCACGGGCAAAAAAGGUUUUAUAGGUGAUCGCGGUGAAGCAGGUAUCCCAGGAAUAAUGGGCUUUUCUGGUCUUCCUGGAGACCAAGGAUUACCUGGACGGGAGGGACCUCGAGGACUGUUAGGAGAUAAAGGAGACGUAGGAGAUAUUGGUAUUACUAAUUACUUACCGGCAACUAAAGGCGAUAGGGGCGAGAGAGGAAUGGAAGGUUUCAGAGGCGAAACCGGAGACUACGGGGACUCCGGUUCUAUGGGACCCAAAGGUUUCAAAGGACCACAAGGAGACAUAGGCAGUCCAGGAAUUUUCGGAGCAACAGGCUUCCCUGGUCCCAAAGGUAUGAGAGGCAACCCUGGACCUCCUGGUAUCCCAGGCGAACCGGGUCCAAUUGAACAAGGUGCGCCGGGUACACCUGGAAUAGAUGGUCUCCCUGGAUGGAUAGGACCUAUGGGCCAGAAAGGAGCACCUGGUGAAUAUGGAACCGAUGGACCUAAAGGUCUACAAGGCCCACCGGGUCUUAGUUUCCAGGGAGCUAAGGGCGACAAUGGGCAAGAUGGUUACCCAGGAAUUCCUGGAGAACAAGGUAUGCGUGGAUUCCAAGGUAUGCAGGGCGAAACUGGACCACAAGGCUUUAUGGGAGAUGAUGGGGAACCAGGUAUGUCAAUCAGCCCUAAAGGAGCCAGAGGAGAACAAGGUUGGCAGGGCAAUAUGGGUUUAAAAGGUGCCCAAGGAGACGCUGGAGAUUUUGGCGAUAAUGGUUUACCAGGUUUAGUAGGAUUAAAAGGCGAGGACGGUGACAUGGGUCAAGAAGGAGAAACAGGCUACAAGGGACCACAGGGUUUUAAAGGACUUAAAGGUGAUAAAGGAGAAGGCCCUAGACCCUAUGAAAUUAUACGCGGUCCACCAGGCGAAGAAGGACAACCAGGUUUUGAGGGACAACCUGGACCAAACGGAUUGCCGGGCCCCAUGGGUCUUAUAGGUAUAACGGGCGAAAAAGGUGAAACGGGCGAUAUCGGUUUUCCAGGGCCAAUAGGAGCAGUAGGUCUGCAGGGAUUACAAGGAAUAAGAGGUGUUAGGGGACAAAAAGGUUAUGAAGGCUUAAAGGGAGCAAAAGGUUUUCCUGGAAUGCCAGCUCCGCCUCCCCCUGUUCCUAAAUCACGAGGAUUUUAUUUCACAGUUCAUUCACAAACAAGAAUGAUACCCCAAUGUCCUGCGGGAACAUCACCACUUUGGGAAGGAUUUUCAUUAAUACACAUCGUAGGAAACUCUCAAGGCCAUGGACAGGACUUAGGUGCACCGGGCAGUUGUUUACGUAAGUUUACAACAAUGCCAUACUUAUUCUGUAAUUUCAACGAUAUUUGCGAAUUUGCUCAACGUGAGGAUUAUAGCUUUUGGCUUUCAACACCGGAACCAAUGCCUAUGACUAUGACGCCAAUACUAGCCAGAGAUGUGGGCAACUAUAUAUCAAGAUGUAUGGUUUGUGAAGCACCUACGCGCACGAUUGCAAUCCAUAGUCAAAGCAGUGUAGUCCCUACUUGUCCAAAUGGAUGGGAAGAGUUAUGGAUAGGUUACAGCUUUGUAAUGCACACCGCAGGUGUGGACGUUUCUGGACAGAGUCUCAUAUCACCCGGGUCGUGUUUGCGGGAGUUCCGUACGAGUCCGUUUAUCGAAUGCAAUGGACUUGGCCGUUGUAAUUACUUCGCCACUGCCAUUUCGUAUUGGUUAUCGACUAUUGAUGAUAAUAGAAUGUUCCAGACACCUGUACAGCAAACUCUUAAGGCUGACCAAGUAUCCAAAGUCAGCAGGUGCGCAGUUUGUAUGAGGAGGUGGGUGGGUCAACGGUCCAGCUCUACGUACCCGGGAGGCAACGUUAACUCCGUGCCUAAGGCAGUGCAGCGCAGGCCGACGGUGUACCGUAGACCAAACUACCAUAGUGGAUACCCUGGAUAUCCUCGUCGCUAUCGAGUAGUGCGCGGAAGGCGCACACGACCACCAGUAACGAAAUCGUCACCAGUGUCAUAUGUGUGAUCGUCGCUACAAGAUAUAUUUCUUACCGCUGUCUUAACGUGUUGAAGCUGAUCAGCUGCUCGAAAAUUAAUUAUUCACACCUUCAUUGGGUACCUAUAUUAUAACUUAUAACGUUAGGUUUCUCACUGCCAUUUCUAUCAAUUACCGAUAUAAUAAGUUAUUAAAUAUCGUAUAAUAUAAUAAUUUAGAAAAAAGCUUAUCAACUUAUUGCAAAUAAAUAUGAUCAUUUUCAAUCAUUCGUAAGAUAAUAGCGAUAAAAUUAUGUACCUUAAUAUUCAGUAGGUAUUAUUCAUUUCUUUAUAAUGAUUUUAUUAAGUACCUAAUACGAAUGUGUGGAAAGAAAUUCGCUACUAUCACUAUUUUUAUAAAUCAUAUUGAGUAGCAUCCAGUAGAGCAAAUACUGAGCGAUCACCUAGUCCAUUGAAAAAAAAAUAAGACCAAUCGUUUUAUUAUCAUUAUAGUCAGAUAGAUAAGUACAUAAUUUUGUAAAUAAGUAGCUGCUUGUAUGAAUUAUAAUAAAUUUCGAUGGAAAAUUAAA
Messenger RNA from Manduca sexta (tobacco hornworm), 6095 nucleotides. It is a transcript of the gene vkg, whose product is annotated as collagen alpha-1(IV) chain. Gene Ontology annotation, molecular function: extracellular matrix structural constituent. The transcript has 15 exons. Bases 110 to 5557 code for a protein of 1815 amino acids. NCBI's taxonomy places the organism in Eukaryota, Metazoa, Arthropoda, Insecta, Lepidoptera, Sphingidae. The record is from RefSeq and is a predicted model, not a curated record. Gene Ontology annotation, cellular component: collagen trimer; basement membrane.